AGGCAGUUUUCUUUGAAAUAAAAACAAACCUUAUUCGAUCGCUUCCGCGUUUAGUCACAGGUUUUCGUUGAUAACUCUCUAGUUUAAUCCAUAUUUAAAUCCAAUAGCCACUCCUAGCCAUGUUUAUUAAACCGUUCAAAGUGAAAAGUAACAUUCUAAUAACCGGAUCGGAACGUAAGCGCCUAAAGCAACGUGCCCAAGCUCAGUUUGGCGUCUCGGAGUCUUCGCUGUUGGCGGAACUGUUUGGCAACAAAUGCAAGGUUUGCGUAGUUAAAAUUGUAACCUACAGCGAGACGGCGGUCACUGUAUAUACCAGUGACAAGCGGCCAAUAUUUUUCGAGAUGGAUAGUAAGCUGAUUCCGACGGUUUAUACUCUGUGGAGCUGCGUCGAUCUGGUUCCGUAUUUUACCACUCAUGCUGCAGUUCUUCCGAAGUUAGCUAACGGAGCGGAUCUAAUGAUUCCUGGCGUUGUGCGAAACGGUAGCGAUUUAAAAUCUUGGGGAAACUAUCGGAAGGAUGACGUGGUUGCCGUUAAUUUGACUUCAAACCGUGCUGCUGUGGCAGUUGGAUUAUUGGCUCAUUCGAGCGAUGAUCUGUACAUGUGCGGUGGUCACGGGGUUUGCGUACGAGUGUUGCACGUUUUCGGCGACAAACUUUGGGGAAUGGAACCAUCCAUGUGUCAGCAGGUACCGCUGCAAGGUGCCACACAAGCGGUGCCUAAAGAUGAAGAUUUUCCUCCCCUGGGAGCGCCAUCGGGGCCAGAUAAACAAAAGGAUAUGGCUGAUGUGGUGAAGCAAUUGGAAGAAACGGGCAUCGAUUGCGCUGAAGAUCAAGCUGAAGAAGAGAAUUCGGAAUCGGAGGUGGAGGAGGAAAGUGUUUCAGAUCCAGAUAAACUCGUGAAAGCGGCUUUCCUGAAUGCACUCAAAAUUCAUGGGAAAAAGGUUCCAUUACCUAUCUUGACUAGCACUUUCUAUCCACAGUACGUUCAGCCGGAACUUCCUGAAGGCCUUGAAAUGAAGCAUACUUCUUACAAGAAGGUAGGAACGUUUCUAAAACGGAUGGCUGAAGAUGGUCUAAUUCAAAUUAAGGAGGAGAAAAAGGGUGUUGAAAAAAUUACGACUAUUAGUCUAGACCAUCCUGAACUGGUAUCAUUCUACCCAUAUAAAGCGAAAAAAGCCGUUGAUUCUGAUGUUACCAGUUCAACUGAACAAAAUGCAUCCACUCCGUUGUUGUUAACGAAGAUGGUGGAAAUGUACGCCGUCAAUGUGGGGACAGAAAAACUCUUUGCGUGCCUUGGGGUUCCGGUGGGGCGAGCUCUGGACGAGAUACAAGUACGAAACCACAUCAAAGACUAUGUCGGUAGAUACAAGCUUUUAGAUCAACCUAGCAAAAUGGUGACAUUAGAUGAAACGUUACUACAAAUAUGCGGAACGGGAACAACGCAGUUGACCUUACCGGAUCUUACCAGUCUGAUCCUUCGGCAGAUGACUAAUACGUUUGAAAUGCGCAGUCAGAAAGGACCGGUGCUGAAAGGGGGAAAGCGAUCGAUUAUCCACCUUACGACUGCAACGCGUUCAGGCAACAAAAAAGUUACGCUAAUCAGUAACCUCGAAGAUUACGGGGUUAAUUUGGCCGAAUUUGCUAAAGCGGUCAAGUUGGGUGCGGCGGCUAGCACUAGCAUGACCGAGGUACCCGGAACCAAGGGCGAACAACUGCUGGUGCAAGGUAAUCACAUUAAAUUUGUGUACGAUCUGUUGACGGGAACAUAUCAGAUUCCGAAGGCUUGCAUCACCGGACUGGAGUUUGCCAAGGAUUCCAAAAAGAAGAAGAAAAAGUAAGGUAGGUUUUGGGGUGCGCAGAAUAUAACCUUGUGAUAUGGCACAGAGAAAA
Molecule: messenger RNA, 1890 nt
Organism: Topomyia yanbarensis
Lineage: Eukaryota; Metazoa; Arthropoda; Insecta; Diptera; Culicidae
Gene: eIF2D
Product: eukaryotic translation initiation factor 2D
Exons: 2
Coding region: 120-1838 (572 amino acids)
Biological process (GO): formation of translation preinitiation complex; translational initiation
Molecular function (GO): translation initiation factor activity; RNA binding
Source: RefSeq, a predicted model, not a curated record